AUGGUGUCACCGGACAACGUGUCGCUAACUACUACGAUAAUGCAGUCAGACGUCGAGCUGGACGGUGACGAGCCACAAGUCUUGCAAGUCGUGGCAGCGCCACCCCUUCAUAACGCCUCGAAGCCGGAGCGGUGGGUCGAAAUUACGGAGCGUCUGGGCUCAGCGCUGAGCAAGGAGCUGUCUGCUGGCGGUGUACGCAAGCACGUUGACAAGUUGAAAAAAAAGAGUACCGAUCGAAGCGCGCAAAGGAGCGAGCCAUGUCAGACUACACCCAUGUAUACCGCAGGCCAAGAACCACACAAGUCUGUCGACGAAAACGAGCUGGAGCGCUUGGUGGAGGUUUACGUUCAGAAGAAGGACGAUGAAACCUUGGUACAAAGCAAGCGCACCGAAUCCAAGACCAAAAAGGUUGCCAUGACAGGUCCUGGUGAUGCAUGA
Phytophthora infestans T30-4 is the source of this 438-nucleotide messenger RNA. RefSeq lists its product as uncharacterized. The coding region runs from base 1 to 438 and encodes 145 amino acids. NCBI's taxonomy places the organism in Eukaryota, Oomycota, Peronosporomycetes, Peronosporales, Peronosporaceae. The record is from RefSeq and is a predicted model, not a curated record. The transcript is spliced from 3 exons.